AUGAAUCUCACUACCCUUCCCACCGAGCUUAUCAUCCAUACCUGUGACUACCUGGAAGUAGCUGACUGGUGUGCCGUUCGGCUUACCUGCAAGACACUCUUCCUUCGUACGUGGGAAGCCUUCGCGGACUCUAACUUCCAGACCGUUUGUGUUCUGAUCACAAGUCAGAGUCUGAGCCGCUUGGCGGCCGUGGCUGCCGAUGAGAAUCUUCGCACACGAGUGAGAAAUCUCUGGAUCGUCCCCACCCUCUUCGAAGGAUCGCUGGAGAAAAACCAUGGUCUACCGCGAAAUGAAAUGCGACCACUACGGGAGAAUUGUUUCGCUGCGAGUUGUUACGCGGAGGGAUCCUGGAGUGACACUGAGCUCUCUAACCGUUUCACCGCUUACCAAUCGAUUGUUGCGGAUCACUGUCACGUAUUGAGCACAGGCACCUUUGCAAGCACUAUUCGUGAGUUGCUCGCCUGCUUCAACAAUCUGGACGGUAUCGGGCUAAGGUCCUGUCCCACAAGGCUCUUACUCGAUUCGACCCAGCCAGCGAAUUUCCCCUGUUUCGGGGUACGCCAGCUUCGGCAGCAGCUGCCCUGCCGCAGUGCGACUGCUUCCCCUGCGUACCUGUGGCAGGAGAAGAAAAGAAUGGGUGAUAGACAUGCGAGUGUUUUCUCUGCCGUGGUAAGCGCAAUCAUCUCCGAACAGCGAAAGCUGCAGAGACUCGAGACGUGCGAUGAUCAUCACUGCGGCGUGGCAGCACAGGAGCUGACAAUCCUGAGGACGGAGACGACAACACCAGAGUACAAGCGAUUCUUAGCCCUCUUACAGAAUCUUGAAAGCCUCCACUUGUGCCUCUCUGGCACAAACAAGUCGUUUACCUACUGUUAUAAGGAAGAUUGUCUGCGGAAUGCGGUAGAGAUGGUGGCCGCCGCCCCCAGCUUGCGGACACUUACCUUGUCGCCCUGCUACAACCCUGGCGAGCGCCUGCCGACUCAGGUGUUCUCCCAGCUCGCACCCCGCGUCCACUUCACACGGCUGACGGAGCUGGACUUGCACGGCGUUGAUACUACCCACGGUGACCUGCAAGCGUUCCUGCGGUCCGCUGCCACUACCUUGCAGCGUCUUACCUUAUCUUCGGUAAAUCUAGUCGAACCUAUCACCCCCGCCUCACCUUGUCAUCCCGAACCCCACUCUGCCGAGAAGCACCAGUGGAUCCUUGAUUGCAGGGCAGAGAUCGUGCGCCGGUGGCGGGCAGUCUGGGUCAGCCUCCACGACGAGAUGGCCUCGCUUCGGUACUUGUGCAUGCGGGACUUGUUGUUCCAUGGCCAUAGAGUCGAGGUGAGCGAUCCCGCAUGCACGCUGAGCGGGACGGCACCCCAGACAUUGCCUUUGAGGUGCAGACAAACACGGACAUCGGCGCAGAGAUGCCCUGCGAGCCCUGUCGUCUUCGAGGCUGACAACGCGCAAAUCACGCUGAGCGAAUGGAUACGCCAGUUGAAGGUUGACCCGGCCCAGCGAAUGAGCAAACUGAUGUUCCAAAGGAUUCUUCCGGCUGCCCUGGCGGCGGGAGGAGCGGCCCUCGCGGUCAAUUCCUUCUGGCUCGAUAGCCUGUUUCCGGCCGGCGGGUCCGGGUGGAUGGAGUGA
Aspergillus japonicus CBS 114.51 is the source of this 1632-nucleotide messenger RNA. RefSeq lists its product as uncharacterized. The transcript has 2 exons. Lineage: Eukaryota; Fungi; Ascomycota; Eurotiomycetes; Eurotiales; Aspergillaceae. The coding region runs from base 1 to 1632 and encodes 543 amino acids. Gene Ontology annotation, molecular function: protein binding. The record is from RefSeq and is a predicted model, not a curated record.